GCGAAGGGGAAAGAGAGAGAGAGAGAGAAAGAGAGAGAAAGAGAGAGAGAGAGAGAGAGAGAGAGGAGCCGAGUCAAGACUUCACUUGUCAGUAGUGACCUGCUCCCUCACACACGUUCCCCUCCUCUUUAGGUAAAAUGUCAAAGUUGGAUCAGGUCCUCGUUCUCGAGCCUCCCGUGGACCUCAAAUUUAAAGGUCCAUUCACAGAUGUCGUCACUACCAACCUCAAGCUGAAGAACCCGUCUGACAGAAGAGUGUGUUUCAAAGUCAAGACGACAGCGCCGCGUCGCUACUGCGUACGGCCCAACAGCGGCGUCAUCGAAGCGGGAGCUGCCGUCAAUAUCUCUGUUAUGCUACAGCCCUUUGACUAUGACCCCAACGAGAAGAGCAAACACAAAUUCAUGGUGCAGACCAUCUUCGCUCCAUCCAACGUCUCCGACAUGGACUCUUUGUGGAAAGACGCGAAACCCGAUGACCUCAUGGAUUCCAAGUUGAGAUGUGUCUUCGAGCUGCCUUCUGAAAACGAUAAGAUGAAUGACGUGGAGGUGAGUAAAGCCGCUCCGGUGAUGAACUCUGCCAAGGUUGACCCGCCCUCAGCAGCAACAGCAGCAGCACCCGCCACCCCAAUCAUGGCCACCGCCUCUGCCUCCUCAUUGGAUGACAGCGAGAUGAAGAAAUUGCUGGAGAAGUGCAAGCGGCUGCAGGCCGAGAUGAGCAAAAUGUCAGAGGAGAACCGGCACUUAAAGGACGACAGCGCUCGCUUGAGGAAGAUGGCACGCUCGGAUCAGGCGACCGCCAACUCGGCCGCCUCCCUGCCCUCCCUCCUGGUGGUCAUUGCGGCCAUUUUCAUCGGCUUCUUCCUAGGGAAGUUCAUCUUGUAGACUCGUGAGUCGGCGGUGGCAUCUCCGCCCCUCCGUCCCUCGAGCCAAGUGUUUGUGUGUUGAUGUCCGCCAUCUCACCGCUAGCGUGGGCCCCCAGGCCAACACGCGUGUACGCCAAAGGCGCCUUUUUUAUUUUUUUUUAUUUUUUUUUUAUUUUUAUUUUUUUUUCUUUUCUCCCCCCCCCCUCAUAACCUUCUCACACGGUUAAGCGCGUGCAGGCGUCCAGAAAGCAAAGGUGACGACAAAGCAAUUUUGUAAAUUUUUAUUUUUUUUAUUUUUUUUUGAAGGUUGCAGGUCAUGUGACAGGAAGUGAUCUGUCAGUCCAAAUGGAAGUAAAUCAAAACUACCACUCUC
Messenger RNA from Phycodurus eques (leafy seadragon), 1235 nucleotides. RefSeq names its product VAMP (vesicle-associated membrane protein)-associated protein A, like (gene vapal). Gene Ontology annotation, molecular function: FFAT motif binding. Gene Ontology annotation, cellular component: plasma membrane; endoplasmic reticulum membrane. Bases 138 to 881 code for a protein of 247 amino acids. NCBI's taxonomy places the organism in Eukaryota, Metazoa, Chordata, Actinopteri, Syngnathiformes, Syngnathidae. Gene Ontology annotation, biological process: neuron projection development. The record is from RefSeq and is a predicted model, not a curated record. The transcript has 6 exons.